Molecule: messenger RNA, 3345 nt
Organism: Trichoderma reesei QM6a
Lineage: Eukaryota; Fungi; Ascomycota; Sordariomycetes; Hypocreales; Hypocreaceae
Exons: 2
Coding region: 1-3132 (1043 amino acids)
Source: RefSeq, a predicted model, not a curated record
AUGUCCAACCACAGGACUCGACCCGCUCGCUCAAACAGCUUGCAGCGCAUGCUGGAGCUCGAGCGCCGCUACAUGAAAGCUAACGCGCCUCCUUUCUUCGCCCGAAUCCAGCUUGAGCGACUCCAGGCCUCGGCCUCGCAAGCGAAUGCAUUGUCGGCCAACUCGGGCUCCCUAACUGCCGUUGUCUCCAAGCCACCAUUGUCAUCGGCCAAUCGCCCUGCAGUUCAAGCUCACCGUCUCGAGCCACCCCCCCUGAAGGAUGCUGCCGUGGGCGCCACCGGCUCUAAAGCUCGGGAGACAAGGCCAGACACCCAUAUCGUGCCGCUGACCAUCAACAUCAGCUCGCCCAUGCUCAAACUGGAUACCGCGCCCGAUUCCAACAAUGGCGCCCAGAGGGGUGCCGUGGUGGUGCAUCAAUCGCCAGCGGUGGACAAGCCCGCCCUCAAGGCUGUCUCUUUCGACGUUCCGCUCAGCAUCGAUGAAGAGGAGCGGCGAUCCAUUUGCCAGUCUCCGAGCUGGGAGGCAUAUGGCCGUCGCAAGAAGAGCGAGAAGAAGGAGUCCAAAAAGGAGCAGAAGAAAGAGCAGCUCAAGAAGGAACAAUUGAAGAGGGAAGAAGAGAGAAAGGAGCAGGAGCGCAGAGAACAGCUGAAAAAGGAGCAGUUGAAAAAGGAGCAACAGAAGAAGGAGGAGCUGAAGAAGGAACAGCUUAAAAGAGAACAGCAGAGAAAGGAGGAGCAGAAGAAGGAACAGCUCAAGAAGGAGCAGGCCGAGAAGGAGUUACGAAAGAAAGAGCAGCAGGCAAAGGCGUCGAAGCGCGAAAAGGAGGAAUCCACGUUUAAGAAUGCGUUGAUUAAGAAGAAGCGCUUGAGCAAGCAACCUCCUCCUGCGUCGUCACAGGCCAUUGAGCAGGCGAAUCGCAUAACCGUCGAGGCGGCAGCAUCAUCAUCCAGAGGCAGGCAGAGGCCGUCGAGUGCCCUGGAGUUUGCGCCUCCCGGCAACAACGACACGCCCGUUCGCCCGCACCACAGGCGAUCCGGCUCCUUCACCUCCCUGAUUAGGGCACCCUUCGAGUCUCGGCGGGCUUCCUCCGAUACGGCUCGCCCAAUUGAAACGGGCUUCAUCGGCGGCAUUAAGCUGGAGAUACAACGAUAUGCCGCCAACCAAAAGGCCGCGGAGGAGCCUCAGAACAUGGACGAGUCCAAGAUCCACCCGGCCCUUCGGACGAACAACGCUCACAAUCAGAAGUGGUCUGCACCUGCUGCUCGCCCAAGCCCGGAACCCCAGCGCCGAGCUUAUCCUCCCAUCACUCGGCAUCCGGCGACAGCGGCGAAGACAAGGUCUCUGAUAUCAAGCGCCGAGAUGGAGGCUCAGGACACUGGCACAAUGGAGAAGUGGAGGGCCUUUGUUGGUCUGAAACCGAAAGACCCGGCUGAGCCAACCAAGACCGCCCCCCAGCAGGAGGGUUCCAACAAGCCUGCGGCUCCUGCCGAGGCAGGCAGAUCGUCACCCGCAGUGCCAUCACCACGGGCCAACAAUGCGAGCAUUGGGGCGACUUUGGAUAUUCGACCAUUGACGGCCACUGCUCCCUCUCCGUUGGGCACACCUGUCGGCGGCAGUAAUCAGGCCGCCAAGCCUAAGCUCAGCAUCUCAACCGGCGAUGACCAACCGAGCAGUUCCACUGCCGCACUGAAGCCACCUAGAGAGAAGCUGUCUCAAGCCAACCUUGCCCAGCUGCAGCAGCAUGAAGGUAAUGGUCCUAUCAAGAGCAAUAGCCCUGCAGACAAAAGUCAUGUCAACAGCUCAACCCCUGAGUCCGGUUCUCUGCCGCCCGCGCCACCCCGUCGAAGCUCGAAGCGAAACUCCCUCCUCAGCUUAGAUGGCUCAGUAUCAUCUGUGUCUCGCUCACGUUCGCCAGCACAUCGACCCAGCAGCUCAGACUCUACCACUAGCAUUGGCGAACGGAUAACAGGCAAGCCGAAGAGGACCGCAGAUGACACGUCAGGCGGAACAGAAAUACAGAGCGGCGGCGCUCCUCUCCAAAGCCCUGCCUCUCGGGAGACCGGUCGCAUCACCAGAAAUCAGAAGCCAGACCCGAUCGAGGUUCCGACAUGGGAGGACAUCCAAUCGUCUGUCAUGCAAGUCAUUGACACGAAGGUCUCGCUGUCUCCGAUUCGCAAAUCUCACAGCUCCCUUCGAGAUGAUAGUGAUUUUACUGUUCGCCGCCUCACAGACGAUUCAGUCCCAAACACAUCGGCUGACGAUGAUUCUUCGGAUGACUUCCACUCGGUGUCAACACCUGGUACGCCCGACACCUCCCGGCCUCAAUCCGAAAAGGGGGUCCCUCCGUUGUCUCAAGAUGUUGAGGGUAACCGAGCAGGCACAGAGCAGCACCGAGCGAGGAACCUCUCGCAAAGCCCAGUCAAGCAACCGCUGCUGCUCCAGAUUGGGGGCUUCUCGGGUUCAAGCAGCCCGCCCAAGGUUGCAACCACCAAGACCACCACUGCGGACAGGCCACAAGCUGCUCACCAGCGGGCGCAAUCAGCCGUGGACUCUGCCCCCCGAGCUGACUUCCUGCCGAAGCUGAAGCAUCAACCCCUGAAGGCUGUGGAAAACGCAUUGAUACCGAAGCAGCAUGUGCCCUCUGCGGAGUCCUUGCUUCCCGGAGACGAAAGAGCAAGUAGCAAGACUCAGCUCGUCGUCGCACCGUGGCCCGCCUCCUAUCUUGAAGAGGCUCGGAAAGCAGCCCCCCUGGCUCCGCCUCCUCAGGUGCUAGGAUCGCCUCGCCUCGUGCCUAAGGGAACGCCGCCGGCAUCGAUUCGCAGCCAGCCUUCGCCCACCACGGACCUGACACCAACAAAGGGGCCACGGCACACAGCGGGUUCGCCCGUUGGCGGCGAGCCAAUUGCCAAGAUGUUUGUGGAGUGCUGCGGAUGCAAGUACUACCACGACAUGCCCAGCAACAUCUACGAAGCCAUGGCCAACCCGGAGGCCGUCAUUCGGCCAAGGGGCAAUGUGGGAUUCACUGGCGCAUUAUCCAUGACGGUGAAGUGCCCGUGGUGCUCCCACGAGAUGAGCACCAAGUGCUGCGCUGGCUAUGCCGCCAUGGUUUACGUCAAGGAGAGGCUCCAUUAGUGACCCGACCCCAUGUUUUUCGUGUCUUUUCCUUGUCCUGUUUGUGUUCAUAUCAUACCAUUUACGAGGUCACGAUUUUCUCUCUCUCUCUCUCUUUUUUUUUUUUUCACGCCCAGAUUGAGCUUCUACAGCCAACCAUAUCUUCAAAAUAAUGAGCCAUACUUGGAGGGAGCCGUUUGCUGAAUUCCUCAAUUUCUUUCUCCCUCAUUUCCC